Molecule: messenger RNA, 159 nt
Organism: Prorocentrum cordatum
Lineage: Eukaryota; Dinophyceae; Prorocentrales; Prorocentraceae
Source: the annotation of a GenBank genome assembly
GACUCGCCCAUGUGCGUCAAGUCCCUCAAGGGCCUGCAGAAGGAGCUCAAGGACUCCCUGCAGCUGGUGGAGCGCAGCGCGCGGGACCAGAAGGCGGAGCCGAGGGCAGACCUCUCGGAGCUGCACGCGCUGACCGGCCUGAUGGCCGGGCGCUGGUGA